Messenger RNA from Rhopilema esculentum, 3964 nucleotides. RefSeq names its product heterogeneous nuclear ribonucleoprotein L. The record is from RefSeq and is a predicted model, not a curated record. NCBI's taxonomy places the organism in Eukaryota, Metazoa, Cnidaria, Scyphozoa, Rhizostomeae, Rhizostomatidae. Gene Ontology annotation, molecular function: RNA binding.
GUGCCUUAUAAAGUGCGCGUUAGUUUAAGCCGUCGAUUAUAAUCAAACUCACAUGUUAACUAUGGGGAUAAUUGUUAUUAUUCUCACUGAAAUUUUGAUUAUAAAAUCUACGAUAACUAUGAUUUUAUUGUAGACAUGAUGACUGCGGAGAAAGAUUGAAGCAGCCGUCCUUGGUUAAUCAGGAUAAGACGUAAGGCAACGAAGGAGAAGAAUGAUGAUUGAGAGAUGUCAUAUAUAUCACCUUGUGGCACCUUGAUAUUGCAUUUCAUAUGAUGGACCUAAAUUUUCAGGUACCGCUUUCCUGCUUGUUAUGCAAAACACACAUCUACCAUGAAAAUCUGCUUUUUCACCCGUUCUGAUUCGCCAAAUUUUAGCUAGUCCCAAGGGAUUUCGAGAAAAGCGAGGCGAGCGUAGAUUGGCUGUUCCAGGGCAACACCGAUUUUGUUUACAUGUAUUGGAUUUCCUAUCGACUUGAAUUUAAUGUUUGACUGUGUAAAUGUGAUUGAAUACUAUUGUUAAUGCACAAUAAUAUUGGUCCGAUCUCCGAAUUGUUAUGCUAAUCACUUGUUUCCAGUCUCCUUUUUGUGGUUUGUACGAGAAGUUUAAACAGUAUAACAUGACGGACGGGUGAACAUGGCGGCCGAACGAACAUCAGAGUCCCUUUUUCUAGCAAUGCCAACAUAUGAUUGCUAUGAUCACACAAAGAGAAUAAGAAGGGACAGCCAUCAGCUACCAUCAAUAGACAUUGCCAACAGUUUUUCGUAUAGUUCUGGCUUUGAACUUAGCAGCCCUAACUUUGCAAGCAACAGUUUCCAAGAGAAAGAUACGAAUUGCGUCGACCAAUCCACAUUGCAUUCAAACGGCUCCCUUGCAAAAUACUCGCGAAACCAGGCAUUUGAAGCGUUUUACAGUUCCUUAAAGGCAAGUGAUCUCAGCAGUUAUAUUGGCUUCAACAGUAUUCUGUCAGGAAACGCACGAUCGAUACAAAAUGCCAUUGAGAACCACAACAUGCCGCCUUCUCGAGUUGUGCAUUGCAGAGCCGUGGCAGAUGGCUGCAAAGAAACGGAUAUUGUCGCAGCUAUGAAACAAUUUGGCAAAAUAAGGGCUCUGACAUUGAUGCCAAAGCUUCGACAAGCUCUGAUUGAGUUCGAGACUCUAGAAUCGGCCACGGCUUGCAUUAAGUUUUCCAAGGUAAAUCCGAUAAUGGUUCUUGGUAGGCAGAUGUACGUGAAUUUCUCAAAAAGCCAGGAAAUUAACAGGGAUUUCAGUGGCAGCAGUGGCACGCUUGUGGAGACGCCCACCAAUGUUCUCUUGUUCACCAUCAUCAAUGCAAUUCAUCCAAUCAACGUGGACGUGAUAAAGAAAAUUUGUUCAAAUCAUGCCGAGGUUCAGCGGAUUGUGAUUUUUCACAAAAACGGCCUUCAGGCGCUUGUAGAAUUUGGGACAUCAGAGGAGGCACAAGCGGUGAAGAAAUCACUCAACCGACGUGAUAUUUACGCUGGUUGCUGCACUUUGAAAAUUGAUUUCUCCAAGACUGGUCGACUAAAUGUCCAUGCGAAUACAAGUGAAACUUUUGACUCGGCCAUCGACAACCAAAGCCAAAGGGCAAUUUUAGAGCUGCUGUCAAAUGACCGUGAUGGAAACUACUUUGCGGAACGCGGAAUAUCCAACAGCAGCUACUCGUCAUCCAGUUAUACCAAUGGAAGCUUGGGUUCUUCAUCGCCUGGGCCGAGUCCAUCUUUUCCGAUCGGGCAGGCUUCAAGUGAUCCAGCGAUCGAGGAUUCGGUUAUGGAGUCAAUUGGCAGCAGAUCAUCCACAUACAAAGCAGCUCAGAAUGACAUCAUUGCAAAGGCCAUUGCAAAGCAUGGAAGCUCUGCGUUGAACUCAAUACUCUCAGACACAGGCAUUCUCAAUAGUUUGAUUGACACAAACAACACCAACAACAGUUCUUCAAGCAUUCUCGGUAUCCAACCAAACACAAAUGGCAGUGCCUUCGCCUCCUUUGGCAAAAGCCUUAGCUUAGCCGGAGGAGAGGGAUGCGUAGCUAUGGUGUAUGGGGUGAAUUUGGAAAGGAUGAAUUGCGACAAACUCUUCAAUUUGUUUUGUUUGUAUGGCAAUGUGGUCAAGGUGAAGGUUUUAACAAACAAAGUCGGUGCUGCAAUGAUUCAAUACACAGAUAAAAUGUCGACGGAUAUCGCGAUCCGGAAUCUUAACAACCUGACGCUCUUCGUGAACAAAUUCCAAUUAUCAUUUUCGAAGCACCCAUUCAUUGCCGAUGCAUCUCAAAUCUCACGGCUCCCAGACGGCUCUCCUUCUGCUGUCAAUUAUGCUGACUCAAGAAACAACCGUUUCAAAUACAUUCCUGGAGGAGUUGACAUCUUUUCACGUAUACAUCCACCAUCAAAAGUGCUGCAUUAUUUCAAUGCCCCUGCAGACUGCACCGAAGAGCAGCUCAAAGAGGUAUUUGCAGCCGUCAAUGCCGAGAUUCCACUGAAGCAAGCUACCUUUGCAAAAGGCCAGCGCAGUGUCGAGGCAGUUAGUAUGCUGAGUCAAGGGAAAUCGUCAUCUGGAUUGCUUGAGUUUAGCUGCGUGCCGACUGCUGUGGAGGCACUUAUACUAGCCAAUCACUUCACCAUGCACAGAGAUGGUGGAGGUGCGUACACUUUGAAGCUGGCUUUUUCACCGAGCAGCACAAUUAACAAUUGAGAAAGCCACAGGGAGCACAGAUAACACCAAUAGCAUGAUGUUAUGAAAGUUACUUGGUAGCAAUGUAGUGAUCAGAUGCAUUUGGUGAGAGAGGCCGUUGCUAAUUUCUUAAUGUCAGAGCACAGAAUUUAAAUAUUUUGUAUUUUCCACACGAAUCUCGUUCAAGUUUCUCACGUCUAAAUUUGCAAUAUUUUUUUACUCAUCUCUUCGCAAUUCGAGAAUUUGAACUUUUCUUUUUAAAUUUUUAUCAAUAGUCGUUUUAUUCAUAGUGUGCAUUCAAUUCAAUUCAUUGUUAACAAACGCACCGUCGUAAAAAUCAAAAUCGCUUACUUUGUCAAAUGGCGAUAAAAGUAACAUCUUGUGCAAGGCUGCAAUAGCGAAAAGGUGUUGCUUGCAAGGCCAAACAUAAGUUAUAUUUCCAGAUUCGUGUCCAUUACUACAGGAAAAGCCAUGUCUUAUUCUCUUGGAAAUUUUUCAACAAAUUAAUUCAAAGUUCCUUUUGUCAAUGAGUUAGAAAAACAUACUUUUUAAUUGUGAAACUGUGACCCCCCGUCUUUUCGUUAUUGCAGGUCAUUUUGCUAUUAAAUGGUUUUGUUAGUGUUGUCCCCCUUUCCUUAAACGUAUCGUAUGUAGGUAAACAUGCAAAAAGUGAAUCUUCAUAGAAGAUUUAUCGUCGUCCAUCAUUUUGUUAUAUACUUCUUAAUUACUUUCGUUGUGCAAGGUCAACCAUACCAGUGAUGUAAUACUUACAGUUCGCAGAACUUAUCACGUCUCCAGUUUUCACAAUUUGACUUUCUUGCUGCAAAAACGAUGUUUAAACAGUAGAUUGGUAUCGAUAUCUUGCACGGCCACGGUUACAAAUCUUUCAAAUGUUUUCGUGAAUUACGCACGACAUGAAGGUUAAAGGCAGUACGUCGCGCCGUUCAUGGUUUAUCGAUGCAAAAAAAAAAAUUUAUAUUUCAGUGAAUUUUCAUUUCGUAACAAAGGACGCCUUUCACUUGCUAUUGACCAGUUCUACUAAUUUGUUACGCUUCUCUAAUUUCGAGGACCCUCGAAAUUCAACAAAAAAUUGCCAAUGGACAGCGCGACAUGCUGCUUUUAAACCUUCUCAAUGUUUUGAUUAUGUAGUAUUCUUUUCGUUACGUAAGACGUGCUUAAUCUCACAAACUCCGAAUGAGUAUGCCUCUUUAAAAGCUUAUCCUGGAUUGGCAGGGCCGGCGAAACAGGGGGGGGGGGGCGGGGGGCCAUGGCCCCCCCA